AUGACCACUCAUUCUACUCCUUCUGUAUCGGUAGGUCUUCCAUCGCUGCCGUACGCGCGUGUCUACACGCGCUUAGGACCUACUUAUGUCGCCUCCGCCACUCAUCCUCCUCGUUCACUCCGCUUCUCUUUUUCUCGCCGGAGAUAUUACUUUUUCCCGCGAAAAUUCACCAUGCCUUCCGCCUCCGCCGCCGAUUACCCCGUCGAUGGCGAUGAGCUGAAAUUUCCGUUGGAACUUGCCGAUGAAUCUGAUUUUGAUCGAAUUGUAUCAUCCGAUGGACUUAUCACCGUUUGUGGCUUCGGUUCUCUCCUCUCAGAGAGGAGUGCUCGGAGUACAUUUCCGGAUCUGAUCAACUUCAGAGUGGCGAAAUUGAGUGGAUUUCGGAGAGUGUUUGCUCACGUGGCGCCUAUUUUCUUCGAGCGUGGAAUAGCUAAACCUGAAACCAAGGAAAUAUCAAGCUUGAGUGUGGAGCCCUGUGAAGGGGAAACUCUUAUAGUUACUAUCUUUGAGAUUCAGAGAUCAGAGAUUCCAGCAUUUAUUGAAAGAGAGCAUGAGUUUCGGUUUUUAGCUGUAAUCCCGGAAACACUAAAUGAAUUGUUUUACAUCAAUCCAGCUGUUGUUUGUGCCCGUUAUAGUGACGAGGAGUAUCUGAAAAAUAGAUGCAAAGGUGAUAAAGACAUCUUCUUCCAGCGGUAUGGACGGUACAAUAUUAACAAGAUAUGGCGAGAUGAUAUAUUCCCCUGCCGUGUCUAUCUCCGUCAUUGUGUCCUGGCCGCUCAAAAUCUUUGUGAUCUAGCCUACGACAACUUUCUUGAUCAUACCUUCCUUGGUGACCGUAGAACUACAAUACGCGAGUACUUGUCAACAAGUGGUUCUGGAAUCAUGGAAGAAGAGCCUCCAGAGUUGUUAAAAGAACAAUAUAGCGGUUGAGUCUGAUGCUGAUCGAAUGACAAGCAAUUUUGCUGACCAACUCCAUAUUAGGUUGUAUAUCAGAAAUGUUUGUGAUUUGCAUUCACAAAUAAACUGCAUUGACUUGUAGUCUGUAUUGACAAACGUCUGCUCAAUCAAAAGUGAGUGUUUU
Messenger RNA from Solanum verrucosum, 1081 nucleotides. RefSeq lists its product as uncharacterized. The record is from RefSeq and is a predicted model, not a curated record. The transcript is spliced from 8 exons. The coding region runs from base 1 to 930 and encodes 309 amino acids. Lineage: Eukaryota; Viridiplantae; Streptophyta; Magnoliopsida; Solanales; Solanaceae.